Molecule: messenger RNA, 4467 nt
Organism: Drosophila persimilis
Lineage: Eukaryota; Metazoa; Arthropoda; Insecta; Diptera; Drosophilidae
Gene: CenG1A
Product: centaurin-gamma-1A
Exons: 8
Coding region: 544-3435 (963 amino acids)
Cellular component (GO): nucleus
Molecular function (GO): GTPase activity; GTPase activator activity; protein binding
Source: RefSeq, a predicted model, not a curated record
CGUGCAGCGUGGACGUGUUUUCGUUGCCGUUUCCGAGUGUUAGGGCCGCCGCGUAUGAUUUCGCGUAUUUUUUGUGGAUUACAAUAUAAGCAAAUAAAUUACGAAUCGGUGCCGUCACUCGUAAAAAUACAGUUCUCUUAGCCCCCGAAAUGGUUUUUUGAUGAAAUAAAUGAAUGCAAAGUGACCGAAAGUGUUAGUCAUACUCGAACCACAAGAUGAUGUGCUAAAAUGCAAAUCCAACGCCGCUCAUCGUCUCUCGCCGAGUCAAACAAGUUGCCAAGAUGUGGCCGAGGAAGCCAAUAAGUGCACACAUCAUACGAAAAUAGACAGAAAAGCACGCGAAGGCAGAAAGGAUUACUCUAGACAGAAACAAACAAAACAACGCAAAAGCCCACUGCAAAAUAGCGAAAACAACAGCGAAUUUCAUUGCCAACACGCGCAAAAACACGAGCAAAUAAGCAACAACGCCCCCAAAGCGAAAACAAAGACAAACCCAAAAGAAGGACAGAAACCUGCCCCAAAACCGCCACGAACUCGUCGAUCAUGCUGGCUGUCAAGAACUUCUUCCUGCCGGAGCGCACCAAGGCCCCGGAGACGCCGCAGCGGUUCUCCCGGAUGCCCGAAGCCUUCCUGCGCUCCAUCCGGAGACGCUCGCUGCGGGUGAAGCGGGCCAAGAGCUUGGUGGUGCCCGACCGCUCCGAGAAACGUAAAUCAGAUUCGUUUGUGAACAGCCAGGAAUGGACGAUCUCCAGGUCGGUGCCCGAUCUCAGGCUGGGAAUCGUCGGCUCCCUGAACUCUGGGAAGUCGGCGCUGGUCCAUCGCUACCUCACCGGCUCCUACAUGCAGGAGGAAUCGCCCGAGGGCGGUCGCUUCAAGAAGGAGGUCUUCAUCGACGGCCAGAGCUACUUGCUGCUCAUACGCGACGAGGGUGGAGCUCCAGAAAUGCAGUUCGCUGGCUGGGUGGACGCGGUAAUCUUUGUGUUCAGCCUGGAGAACGAGGGCAGCUUCAAUACCGUCUACAAUUACUACACGAAAAUGGCGCAUUUUCGGAACGGACAGGACAUACCCAUGAUACUGGUGGGGACGCAAGAUUCGAUCAGUGAGCGCAAUCCGCGUGUGAUUGACGACACCCGCGCCAGAAAGUUGGCCAGCGAUCUGAAGCGCUGCUCCUACUACGAGACCUGCGCUACAUACGGCCUGAACGUGGAGCGCGUCUUCCAGGACGCUUGCCAGAAGAUCCUGUCGCAGCGCCUGCCGCUGCCGGCGUCAGUGCAACCGCCCAGGCCCACAACCCCGCAAGGAAGUCGCCUCGGACUGGCCCCCUACCAGGCACCCACCAACGGACAGCACGGCCAGCACGCGCAACACGCGCAACACGCGCAACAUGGACAACACGGACACCAUGGAAUGCACGGACAGCGGGGACAGCAGCAACUGCCGCUGCGGAUAAGCGCGGACUUUGCGCAGGGGGAGCAGAAGCUGUGGUCUCUGCAGGCGAGCAGCUCCUCCUCGGCCUCCUGCACGACGGUGGCCACCAACGAGAACAACAACAUAACCAAAUACAACCCCGGAACGGCGGCCAACUCCCUGCAAGGCGACUGCUCGCAGGUGCAGCUGCGAGAUCCACGGGAUCUGGCACCGCCACCCGGCAAGGAGCUGCCCACGCCCACCUCGACGCCCACGACGAGUCGGAAGAGCCGGCGACGCUCGAACCUGUUCAUCCCCUCCUCCUCAAAGAAGGCCGACAAGGACAAGGAGCCGAAGGGCAGCGAGCUGGGCAGCGGCCGCUCCAUUCCCAUCAAGCAGGGCUAUCUCUACAAGCGCUCCAGCAAGUCCCUCAACAAGGAGUGGAAGAAGAAGUACGUGACGCUGUGCGACGACGGUCGGCUCACGUACCACCCGUCGCUGCACGACUACAUGGACGACGUGCACGGCAAGGAGAUUCCGCUGCAGUACGUGACGGUCAAGGUCCCGGGCCAGAAGCCGCGCGGCUCCAAGUCCAUCAUCACAAACAGUGCUCUGACCAGCUCGCUGCUGGCCAACGGCCACAGGGCCCAGAACACGCUCAGCGACGGCAUUGGCUGCCUCACCCUGGCCAAGGACAAUCAGCGCAAACUGAGCGAGAAGCUCUCCCUGCUGGGGGCCGGAUCGGGGGCUGCUGCCGGCGGAACAGAGCCCCUCAAGUCGAACAGCUCGCAGCAGACGAGCGGGGACGAGGGCAUAGCCAUGUCCAACUCGAAUUCGCAGACGUUCAUAGCUGGGGAGGCUGCGGCAACGGCAACGGCCACGGCCAGCAAGCUGGAGGCCCAGACGCCGAACGUGAAGAAGCGGCACCGCCGCAUGAAGAGCAGCAGCGUGAAGGCGAGCGAGGCCGACGACAACGAUGGCUACGAGUUCUACAUCGUCUCGCUGGACUCCAAGCAGUGGCACUUCGAGGCAGCCAACUCGGAGGAGCGCGACGAGUGGGUGGCCGCCGUCGAGCAGGAGAUCUUCAAGAGCCUGCAGAGCAUCGAGAGCAGCAAGACCAAGCAGGCGACCAGCACAGAUCUGGCUGCCAUGCUGACCAUACGUCAGCGGGUGCCGGGCAACGGCCACUGUGUGGACUGUGGAGCACCAAAUCCCGAAUGGGCCAGCCUCAAUCUGGGCGUGCUCAUGUGCAUCGAGUGCUCGGGCAUUCACCGCAACCUUGGCUCGCACAUAUCCAAGGUUCGCUCCCUGGGCUUGGACGACUGGCCAUCGCCCCAUCUCAGUGUAAUGCUGGCCAUCGGCAACAGUCUGGCAAACUCCGUCUGGGAGUCGAACACCAGACAACGGGCCAAGCCGACGGCGCAGGCCAGUCGCGAGGAGAAGGAGCGAUGGAUACGCAGCAAGUACGAGGCCAAGGAAUUCCUUACUUCGCUCGGCGGCGGCUCAUCGACGCACGCCAGUCCCAGUCCGGGACAGCAGCUGAUUGAGGCUGUGAUACGGGCCGACAUCAAGUCGAUUGUCUCCAUUCUGGCCAAUUGCCCAGCGGAGGUGACCAACGCCAAUGUUAGCGCCCGGGAUGUGCGCACUCCGCUGCUCCUGGCCUGUGCCAUAGGCAACCUGGCCAUUGCACAGCUCCUGAUAUGGUACGGGGCCAACAUUAAGCACACGGACCACGAGGGUCGCACGUGCCUGGCCUAUGCCCGGGCUGCCCAAUCACUGGCCACGGCCAAGUCGAUGAAGGCCGCAGCGGCGGCGCAGGCGGGCACAACCGUUCCCCCACCUGCUCCCCCCGCCAACGGCGGAAUACCGGCUCCGCAAUACAAUGUCGAGGACACGACGGCUCUGGUGGAGCUGUUGGAGGGACUGGGCUGCCCCGAGGCGGCUCCUCUGACCGCCAGCGGAACGCUGCCGCGUAGACGCGACACCCUGGGCACGCCGUACGAGAAGUCUGUGUCGGGAGUUAUCUAAAUUAGUUAAAUUUUCAAUAAGCUGACGCGGGUGUUCGAGGAUGUUCGAGGAUGUAAUGGAAUUAGUUGAAAUGCGAGAGGGAAAAUUGUAUAGCGAUUAGGGCAUAGGUUUUUAGGAAUUUGUGCAAAUGUAAAUGUUUUAUUAUUAUAAUUGAUUAAUGAUUAAUGGUUAUUAUUAUUUUGGCGAGCACUUUUAUCGAUGUUUUCAGUUCUUUUAGUUCCUAGGUCGUCCCAAAAGCCUGUACAGUCCUCUUGUUGUAAUCUCAAGUUUAUAAUUUAUUAUUUUCGUAUUACGUACUGCUAUUAUUACAUAUUAUUAUUAUGAUUAUUAUUGUUUUAUCGUGUGCAGGUUUUUAUGUCGUUUGCAAAACAACUAAUUAUGUAGUAAUAUUAUUUUUAACUCUCGAUUACCAUCAGCGGAUUGCGUAAAGACUUCUGAAACAUCCAUACACUAUAUACCAUACGCCUCUAACAAUAGGAACAGUAGGAGAGCUGAAGCUGAAGCUGAUGCAAAACAUACGUAUAAACAUGAAUGAAUCUAAGAUUAAAGCCAAAAACAAACUUAUACUAUACAACAUACACAAACACAUAUAUAUUAUACGAGUGUAUGUACACUCAUAGUUGAAAUUGCUUGAUAAUCGGUUACCACAAAUCAACACGCCUAAACCUAAACAUGAACUACUUAUGUAGCUUACGCUGAACCAAACUCACAAACAAACAAACAAAUUCUUUGCUAUGGUAAAUCCAACAAAACUUCUUAUUGAAAGCACGUUUAACGGAUUGCACUAGACCAGAAAUGACCAUCAGGCUGCAGUCAAAUCUGUCUGGGCAACAAAUUAAACUGAAAGUAUUUGAAACCAAUUAUACAAAGUAGCUAUAAAUCAAUCAAUAUAUAUAUUACUAUAUGUAUACACCCUCUAUAUAUUGUGUACGCUAUUUGUACGCACUACAAACCACAAAACGUGACAAACUCAAUCUAAUUGGAAGGAAAAGCAGCACACAAAACCACAACAAGAACAACAACAAAGAAGAA